This is a messenger RNA of Branchiostoma floridae (Florida lancelet), 1957 nucleotides long. Its product is annotated as copine family protein 1-like. The transcript is spliced from 4 exons. The coding region runs from base 509 to 1114 and encodes 201 amino acids. NCBI's taxonomy places the organism in Eukaryota, Metazoa, Chordata, Leptocardii, Amphioxiformes, Branchiostomatidae. The record is from RefSeq and is a predicted model, not a curated record.
GUGGGUGAGUAUUAAAAAGUAUGCAUGUGGAUUUGAACUAGAUUAAAAAACAAAAAGAGAGUACGACUUCCCUUUGAUGAGUGGUCAAUAUAUGACUCAAAUGUUCAUCAACAUCUCAGACAGUUUGUAUGCUAUGUCCAUGAUUUUCCGUUGUGGUAUCUGAGACCCGUGCAGGUUCGGACGGCUCCAGUCACCUGGUCGGUAGUCAUCCCGGUCACCUGGUCGGUAGUCAUCCCAGUGUUGUCCUGUAGAUCUGUUGUUGUCUUGACUUCGAUACUGGAACAGCUUCGUGUUCUGGAACGGGCGCUCUUGUUCUAUCCCCGGAUACUGUUAAGUUGGUAAAUCGGAAGGUGUAUACGUGCCAUCAUUUGUUGGCUGUGCUCUCCGGUUGCUACUGUCUCUGCUCUGACUGUUACUUAUGGUUCGUUUGGCAUCUGCUACAAGUAGACUAGUCCCCGUGGUGUCGUCAAGGUGGAUCUGAUCAGGUAUUGACUACACAAAGAGCAAUAUGUAUCAAGGUCAGAUGAGCUUUGGUGGGCGGAGCCUCCAUCACAUCGAUCCUGAUCUGCUCAAUCCAUACCAACAGGUCAUUGCCAUUCUGGGUGAAACUCUUUCCCACUUUGAUGACGAUGGUCUCAUCCCUGCGUUUGGAUUUGGCGAUGCCUCAACUUCUGAGAAGCGAGUGUUUCCCUUCAAGGAGUCCGGCUGUUGUGAUGGUUUCACUGAUGUGUUACAGUGUUAUAACCUGAUCACGCCCAGAGUCAAGCUCAGUGGGCCCACAAACUUCGCUCCACUGAUACAUCAGGCAAUAGACAUAGUCAAGCAAACUAAAGCGUAUCACAUCCUGGUGAUUGUUGCAGAUGGCCAGGUCACCAGCGAGCGUGCCACCCGUGAUGCCAUCGUCGAGGCAUCCAAGUACGCCCUGUCCAUAAUCCUGGUGGGGGUGGGGGAUGACACCAUGCAGGACUUUGAUGACAACCUUCCCAGCAGGCUGUUUGAUAACUUCCAGUUCGUUGAUUUUCACCAAGUCCGUGCGACCGCUCAGAACCCUGACACGGCGUUCGCUGUCCAGGCACUGAUGGAGAUCCCUGAUCAGUUCAAGGCAACCAGGUAGCUGGGAUAUCUGGACAGCUAGAGAUGGGCCUUAGCUCAGCACUGCUGCUGACAAACAUGCAUCUACUUCAUCUACUACAAACAUUCAUCAAUGCAUGUCAAAAAUAUAAUGUCCUGCUUUUGUCUUAACCUUGUAACAAAUUGAAAAAAUUAUGGUAUUUGGUUUUUUACUAUUCAGAUUGAAAAUGUUUUUAUUCAAAUUUGGAAAUACUAUGACAAUUUUGUAAAAUAGAGAAUAUUUGAAUGAUUUUGUACAUAUUUGUAAAAGAAAGGAGACAGAUCUGAAGUUAUGAACAAAUUUUGAUCAAUAGAACAGAACUGGCCUUGAUGUUAUAAUGUACAUGGCUUUGCCCAACUGAUAAGCAGAGAUAUGUUGUAGCAAUGACAAAUGCUGCUGGCUGUACAUCUCCUACAAUGCAGAGAAGCUGAUAUAUUAGCAACAGGGAUCUAGCUACAAAAUUUGACAUGUCUUAAGUUCACACAUUAACGUGUAAUAAUGACAUGAACGUUAAAACAUUGAGCAUGAGAAAAAGCAACUUAAAUCAUUAACUAACGGGUAUCUCACUGGGCUUGCCCCCUAGGCAGAUGACAUUCACCACUACUUGCAAACAGGUGCCAAUUAGUUGGCAAGUGGUGCCAGCUAAUACCAACUUAUCGACUGAAAUUGCCCUUUAUUUUAAAGUUAGAAAGUUUAAGUGGCAAAAUGCUGCAAAUGGAUGUGAACUAAACCCCAAAAUGUAAGCCAUUAGAUUCUAAUGAGCUCAAAGAAGGUGCAAACUGGAUGCCAACAGUUUGCAUCUUGACCUUUCGAAUAAAGUUUGCCCGACCGCAUCUUGAACCCUAA